Arabidopsis lyrata subsp. lyrata is the source of this 740-nucleotide messenger RNA. RefSeq names its product auxin-responsive protein IAA9. Gene Ontology annotation, molecular function: protein binding. NCBI's taxonomy places the organism in Eukaryota, Viridiplantae, Streptophyta, Magnoliopsida, Brassicales, Brassicaceae. The record is from RefSeq and is a predicted model, not a curated record. The coding region runs from base 14 to 571 and encodes 185 amino acids. The transcript has 4 exons. Gene Ontology annotation, biological process: regulation of DNA-templated transcription. Gene Ontology annotation, cellular component: nucleus.
UUGCAGUGUUCUCAUGGUUAGCUUUUUGGAUUCUGGAAUUUUCAGGGCACAAAUUGUGGGUUGGCCUCCUGUGAGAUCCUACAGGAAGAACACAUUGGCCACCACUUGUAAGAAUAGUGAUGAAGUUGAUGGGAGACCAGGUCCUGGGGCCAUGUUCGUAAAGGUCAGUAUGGAUGGUGCUCCUUGUCUGAGGAAAGUUGACCUGAGGAGCUACGCUAACUACGGGGAGCUUUCUUCAGCCUUGGAGAAAAUGUUCACCACUCUCACUCUAGGUCAAUGUGGAUCUAAUGGAGCUGCUGGGAAGGAUAUGCUUAGUGAGACCAAGCUUAAGGAUUUUUUAAAUGGAAAAGACUAUGUGCUCACUUAUGAGGAUAAGGAUGGGGACUGGAUGCUUGUUGGAGAUGUUCCAUGGGAGAUGUUUAUUGAUGUCUGCAAGAUGCUGAAGAUAAUGAAAGGAUGUGAUGCUAUUGGGUUAGCUGCAGCUCCGAGAGCAAUGGAGAAAUCGAAGAUGAGAGCUCAAAAGAUGGAACAUGACAAAAAUUUGCAUUGGAUUUUAAAAAUUUUCGUUUAAUUCGGUUUGUUCUUUAGUCUAAAAAUUAACUUAAAAAUAUAAUAAAACAGUAAUUUAAUCUAGAUUUAAUUCACAUUGUAAGUUUUGGUUUAUUCGACUUGGUUUUAGGCAGAGGGAUAUAAUCGGAAUAAUUUAAGAUUUUGCAGUCAGAAAGUGGAGAGAUCCGACA